This is a messenger RNA of Echinops telfairi (small Madagascar hedgehog), 1128 nucleotides long. It is a transcript of the gene PAX4, whose product is annotated as paired box 4. Gene Ontology annotation, biological process: anatomical structure development; regulation of transcription by RNA polymerase II. NCBI's taxonomy places the organism in Eukaryota, Metazoa, Chordata, Mammalia, Afrosoricida, Tenrecidae. Gene Ontology annotation, molecular function: DNA-binding transcription factor activity, RNA polymerase II-specific; RNA polymerase II cis-regulatory region sequence-specific DNA binding. The record is from RefSeq and is a predicted model, not a curated record.
AUGAACCUCAGUCACCUUCUCCCAGGGGGGACCCUCUACGCCACCACUGGGUGGGGAGUGGGGCAAUGUGGUAUAGACACCUCCUUAUUCUGUCCAGGGAUCAGCAGUGUGAAUCAGCUAGGGGGACUCUUUGUGAAUGGCCGGCCCCUGCCCCUGGACACCCGCCAGCAGAUUGUGAGGCUAGCCAUCAGUGGGAUGCGGCCCUGUGACAUCUCCCGGAGCCUUAAGGUAUCUAAUGGCUGUGUGAGCAAGAUCCUCAGGCGAUAUUAUCGCACAGGUGCCUUGGAGGCCAAGGGUAUUGGGGGCAGCAAACCACGUCUGGCCACACGCCCUGUGGUAGCUCGAAUCGCCCAGCUGAAGGGUGAGUGCCCGACCCUGUUUGCCUGGGAGAUCCAGCGCCAGCUGUGUGCUGAAGGGCUUUGCACCCAGGACAAGACUCCCAGUGUCUCCUCCAUCAACCGAGUCCUUCGAGCACUACAGGAGGACCAGGGGCUGCCCUGGGCACAGCUCCGGCCGCCAGUUGUUUUGGCACCAGCUCUGCCCACUCCUCAUUGUGGCUUUGAGACUCCCCGGGGUCCCCACCCAGGGACCGGCCACCGGAAUCGGACUAUCUUCUCCCCAGGCCAAGCGGAGGCACUCGAGAAAGAGUUCCAGCGUGGGCAGUAUCCUGAUGCAGUGGCCCGUGGAAAGCUGGCUGCUGCCACUUCCCUCCCUGAGGACACAGUGAGGGUCUGGUUUUCUAACCGAAGAGCCAAAUGGCGCAGGCAAGAGAAACUCAAGUGGGAAACACAGCUGCCAGGUAGUUCGCAGGGUCUGUCGGAACCAGGUGCUUCUCCAGGAACCAUCAUGGUACAGCAGCUUCCUGGCAGUGUGUCUCCAGCAGCCCUCCAUGCCCCGGACACCUUGGGGCCUUCCUGCUAUCAAGUGUACUGGGGUACAACACCAGACAAGUGUUUGAGUGGCAGCCCACCCCAAGCCUGGCUUGAGUCCUGUUGGGGCUGCUUGCCCCCAGAGCUGAGUUCCCUGGACCCUGCUCAGCUUUGCCAUCCUUGCUCCUCCUGCCCCUGCCCUGCUGCCAGUCUUGGUGGCCCCAAAGCCCUGCUCUUGCCUGGCUCCCCACCACUGUAG